CCUCUUUCAAUUCUCAACCGGUGGAGCAAUCCAUUCAUCUGGUACCCUUUUUUAUCGACAGCUGAAGAAAACGAUAUCCGCUGCUAUUCGUGCGAUGACUGCACGAUACAAGAACCAACGAUCGUGAAGUGUGAUGCAAAGAAUGGACUCGAUCUAAACGCGCUGAGCUACAAUCCGACCUACCCCAUACUGACACCGUCCACUCCGCAGUGGAAUGCAAACCCGUGGAAUCCAAUCAUAACCCCACCGCCAUUGAACGGUGGUGGCAAUCAAUUUUAUCCGUGGGAUCCACUGCUAACGCCACCGCCACUCGUGGGCGAUAAUAAUGGAGGCGCCUGGUACCCGGGAUAUCCCGUCUACACACUGCCACCAUUGAACGGUGGCGGGAAUCAGUUUUAUCCGUGGGAUCCACUGCUAACGCCACCGCCACUCGUGGGAGGUAAUAAUGGAGGCAUCUGGUACCAGGGAUAUCCCGUUUACACACUGCCACCAUUGAACGGUGGCGGGAAUCAGUUUUAUCCGUGGGAUCCACUGCUAACGCCACCACCACUCGUGGGUGGUAAUAAUGGAGGCGCCUGGUAUCCGGGAUAUCCCGUUUACACACUGCCACCAUUGAACGGUGGCGGGAAUCCGUGGGAUCCACUGCUAACACCACCGCCCAUCUACUAUCCGUGGGGAAAAGCGAAUGGACCCAACAAGGGCAAUAAGAAACGUUUCGUAUGUGCAACGAUUCGAAGUAAGGGAAAGGAUCAAGAAGUAGAUACGGUCCACCGGCGCGGAUGUGCCGAGAUAGAAGGGUACGCUGUGGGAGUUUGUGACCAGACCCAGAUUCCGGUACCUGAGGGUGGUAUUUCGAGUUGCCGCGUUUGUGGACAUUCCCUGUGUAAUGAAUAGGUGGGGGUGAACGUGAUAGGGGCCGUCGGAGUGGGCUCGUGCUAGCAUGCUGUGAUUUGUUUUAACUGCUUGAUGUGAGCCGCAACUCUAUGCGCGCGUUGGUCAUUGAAAUAAAUGAAACUGUUUAGAAAAUAGUGAUCAGUACAUCCGCUUUGUGGAAUACGAUAGGUAUGAUAGCUGGGAUAUGGGGGAAAAUAAAUAGCUAGAU
Molecule: messenger RNA, 1102 nt
Organism: Anopheles moucheti
Lineage: Eukaryota; Metazoa; Arthropoda; Insecta; Diptera; Culicidae
Exons: 2
Source: RefSeq, a predicted model, not a curated record